CUUUUUUGCAAAAAUAAACAAAUGAACUUUCUUCAAACUCCAAAUCGGGCAUAGUCGCAUUUGCUCUGCAUCUCCUUCCUCCGCCCGAAACCAUCCAACAAAAGCAGCAUUUUGAAGUUUUAUCACCACCUCUAGUCGGCGGCGCCUCUGUCAACCACCACUCCUCUGCGGCUGCUUUUCUCAAGAGAGCUAGAAGUUACUGAUGGCUACUAGAGUGAUCUCUCAAAUCAGAAAACUUCCCCUUGUGAAUGCACUGAGGCAGGCUAGCCAGCCAUCUGCUACUCCUGGCUCAUACAGCUCAAGAUGGACCAUGCCAUCUACUUCUGUGGGUCCCACUUUGAAGAAAACCAGUGGUCUUACUCCUGCAAUGGGGUCUCUAUUUAGAAAUUCGGGCUUAGGAUCAGUUACUGCACAUCCACGCUCUGGUUUUUCCGCGAGUAUUCCAAGUAUGUCAGUAUCUGUACGCUACAAUUCAACAUCAGGGAUAUACGCAAAUGUUAGGAAGAGGUUUACUAAAGAACGCAGAAACAGAGGAGAAAUAAAGGGGGUUUCGGAUAACGUUCUUUCUUUUGGUAAAUAUGCACUUCAGGCACUCGAACCAGCUUGGAUCACAUCUAAACAAAUCACAGCAGGACAGCUGGCAAUCAAGAGGAACAUGCGCGGUGGGAAGCUUUUCAUGCGUAUAUUUCCACACAAACCGAUUUCUCUAAGGCCCGCUGAAACCCGUAUGGGUCGAGGGAAAGGAAACAUAGCAUUUUGGGUUGCUGGUGUUAAAACUGGUAGAAUGAUUUAUGAAAUAAACGGAGUUCCGGAAAGUGUAGCGCGUAAAGCAAUCACAGUUGCAGCAUCGAAAUUUCCUCUGAGAACCAGGUUUGUCAAAUGUUAGGGUUAAAACAGGAGAUGGAUUCUCUUCCCCAUUGUUUGGACAGAUCUUGUCUCGUUUUUUUCGAAUAUUUGUACCUUUUCUACCAAGGAAACUUGCUGAAACAUACUCAGAAUUUUGAUAGGUUGGAUUACAAACUCUUUAUCUUUUGGUUUCAUAUGAGCAGUUCAGGUAGAUAGUUCAGCUUUUAUAUUACAGAUGAUAUCAGACUUCACCUAGCUGGUAGUUGAAGUGAUGUUUUGACUGUUAUUCAACUGUAUUUGGUUCGGCAUAAAACAUUUUCAAGAAAAUAAUGAUACUCCGUAACAUUUAUCUUUUA
This is a messenger RNA of Spinacia oleracea (spinach), 1202 nucleotides long. Its product is annotated as 50S ribosomal protein L16, chloroplastic. Gene Ontology annotation, cellular component: mitochondrial large ribosomal subunit; ribosome. Lineage: Eukaryota; Viridiplantae; Streptophyta; Magnoliopsida; Caryophyllales; Amaranthaceae. The coding region runs from base 203 to 886 and encodes 227 amino acids. The transcript has 2 exons. Gene Ontology annotation, molecular function: structural constituent of ribosome; rRNA binding. The record is from RefSeq and is a predicted model, not a curated record. Gene Ontology annotation, biological process: mitochondrial translation.